CUCUCCCUUAUCCUAAAAUGUCUUCUUGAUAAAAGGAGGAGCGUGAGAGUAAGGCCAAAGAAGACUUUAUCUGAGCUGCGCAGCAGUGUUCUAGAAAGCUUCGUCAGCUCCAGACAUCCCAACGACUUUCCAGCAAGAUGUCCACUCUCCCCAUGAAGACAGUGUUCGCCAUUGCUCUGGUGGCCUUUUCCUUGUUCCAGAUAGGAUAUGCCAUCAAAUGCUACUCUGGUGUUGAUGAUCUUAUGAGGGAAGUUGAUUGCACUAAGUCUUGUAUGAAGAGCGAAAUCAAUUCAAAAUAUGGAGACGCUCAAUCGUAUGGCUGCUUUAGGAAAAAGAUGCCGGACAACUGCACGACUUUAACAGAUGACGACGGCACCGAAACCACGUGUUUCUGUAACACCGACCUCUGCAACAGUUCCGGCGUGACAACGUUGGCCCUACCCGUGAUUGUGGGCUCCUUCCUCCUGAGGAUGGUGAUCUAAAGUCUUCCAAAGAAAAAGAAGAAGAGAACUUUCCCGAAGAGAAGUAAAAAAAAAAAUGCUGUAAUUUGGGUACUUAACAGUUUCUAUGAAUGCUGUUCUUACAUUCGGAAUUUAUUGUAAUUCUUGUUUGAUCAUGUAAACUGUUGCCAUACUCA
Molecule: messenger RNA, 637 nt
Organism: Macrobrachium nipponense
Lineage: Eukaryota; Metazoa; Arthropoda; Malacostraca; Decapoda; Palaemonidae
Exons: 4
Coding region: 138-482 (114 amino acids)
Source: RefSeq, a predicted model, not a curated record